Molecule: messenger RNA, 4556 nt
Organism: Rhopilema esculentum
Lineage: Eukaryota; Metazoa; Cnidaria; Scyphozoa; Rhizostomeae; Rhizostomatidae
Biological process (GO): heme oxidation; response to oxidative stress; heme catabolic process
Molecular function (GO): heme binding; heme oxygenase (decyclizing) activity
Source: RefSeq, a predicted model, not a curated record
UAACAUCAAAGAACGAGUAUCUCUUGUGUGCUAUCUACUUGGGGCUAGGCCCGUUGGCCUAGCCCAUCGCUCAGCCAACGACCUGAUACUUCACCGUCAUAAGAAAAACCCUAUCGUUACAGUAGUUAAAAAUGGCGGCUCACAGUGGCCAAGGGCCCAAGGCUAUUAAUGUAAGGGUUGAUUCUCAUUUUGUUGGUGAAGCUGGAAAAACACAUCACAUCCCUCAUCACCCAGUUAUUAGAGAGGAUGAAGAAACCACAAAGAUGCUUUGAAUUUACGAUGCCUCUUUGUAGGACAAAACUCGUGUUUCGCUGAAUCAACUGGUGUUUCGCUGUAAUAUUGUCCGCGGUCCUUGUCCGCAAGGUCUCAUUUCACCGGUGACUACUCCUCCGACUCUACAUAAACUCUUUAAGGCAGCAUUGUCUUGGGAUGAAAAAUUACCUGAAGCACUUGACAAAGAAUGGAAAUUUCUCAUCUCCAAAUUGGAUAAAGUCGAAACUAUUUCUUUUCCAAGGUAGCUGCUAUAUUGGUUCCAUCAAGGAGAAACCUGGACUCGUAGAACUUUUUGGAUUCUGAUGUAGCUUCAGUAUAUGCCAAGAUAACAUCAACGGGAAGAGUCACGGCAUCUACUAAUUUCCUUGAGCAUUAUGAAAAUAUUUGUCGAGGACUUUCCAGAACAAGGUCAGGUUCAAACAGGUCUUAACCUGGUCGUGCCAGAUGGCGGCACGCUGUGCACGUUUACCAAUCAAAUCGAAGCCCUGGAACAUGAAUAUUUCGCAAGGUAUAAAGUUCCAACAGCCCCAAGAACCUGCUAUAUACUCGUACUGAUAGCGGUUGAAUACAAACACGACUGUGGUUGAAGAAAAUCAUAGCGAAAAUGGAGUCAGUGUCUGCACCACCUGAAAAUAAAGAGAAUACUGGAACCAAUGUUGCUGGUUUGAAAGAAAAGUGUCCAGCAUUCAAGGACAAAUGUCCUUUUGAUACUCCUGCUGCCAAGGAAAUGAAAGAACAGGCAAAGGAGUGUCCUGCCUUCAAAAAUGGUUGCACUUUUGAGAAUGCUGUCACAAUCCAGGAUGUCUAUGAAAAGUUGUCAAAAAUGCCUGAUGUUUCUGAAGGAUCGCAUCAUCAGAAGGCAAUGAUUCAGUUAUUAAAGUUGAUUCACUCAGUUUCAAGCAACUUGAAAGGAAGCAUUGGAGAUUGUCCUGCUUUUUCCACUAAACAAGGCUGCCCAUUCAAGACUCUAAGCUCAAAUGGUAAACCCUUGGUGCUUAAUUUGGACAUGUUAAAGACUGAUUCUGUCAUUAAUGAGUCAGUGAUUGAGGUAAAGGAUGAAAUAGAAAAGGAUUUGCUGAAAGAGACAGGCGAAAAAGGAGGUAGCCUGGAAAAGGAGACUGUUGAAGGAGGAGCCAAGCUUGCUGAUCAGUUAAAGAAAGGGACUAUGAAAGUACACAGACAAGCAGAGAGGGUUCAUUUUGUCAAAGAGUUUAUGAAAGGCAGAGUAGAACAGAAAAUAUAUAGAGAAGCAGUUGCUGCCUUAUACUUCAUAUACAGUGCACUGGAGGAGGAGUCAAACAGAAAUGAUGAUCAUCCAUUAUUCAAAAAUAUUCAUUUUCCAAGAGAACUCUCAAGAGUUGAAUCACUGGAGAAGGAUCUACAAUUUUAUUUUGGUGACGAUUGGAAAGAUGAAAUUCAAAUUUCAGAUGCUGCUCAAAAAUAUGUUGACCACAUUCAUGCUAUCGCCGAAAGGGAUCCUGUGCUACUUAUAUCACAUCACUAUACAAGGUAUCUUGGGGACCUUUCUGGUGGACAAAUUUUGAAAAAAAUGGCAGUCAAGGCCUACCAGUUGCCAGAAAAUGGUGAAGGUGUUCGUUUCUAUGAGUUUGAAAAUAUUCAAGACCAUGUUGAGUUCAAGAAUAGUUAUCGAAUGAAGUUAGACAGUCUUAGAGUUGAUGAAAAAACUGCAGACAAGUUGGUGGAAGAGGCAAAAGUUUCCUUUGUCCUGAAUAUUGAAUUGUUCAAGGAGUUUGAUAGACUAGCAGGCUUUGAAGAGGAAAUUGUCCAUGAAGAUGUAGAGACAGUGCCAGUGGAACAGACUAACCAAACAGCAGUAAAGGAAAGCAGCUCCUCUGGCCACAUUGUCAAAGAUUCUGAUUUUGAUUGGCUAAAGAUUUUGGCUGCAUUUGUUAUUGCAAUAGCUGCAUUAGUGGGCAUUGCUGUGAACUUCAUGAAUCAAAAGUAAGGCAAAUCAAGCUGCAAGAGAACCCUAUAAAUGCAAAUUAUGAUAUAGUAGAUUUUGUUUUACUUUAUAAAUUUUAAAUGAAAUUAUUUAAUUGUCUUAGCUACAGUCUCCAAUUUGUUAGAUUAAUCUAAAUUUUUGAAUUAUUAUUAAAUUUUUUAUAGAUGCAGAAAUAUUUAACAAAAAACUGCUUUCAUUUUUGUUUAUAUUUGUUGGCAAGAUCUCCAAGUUCAACCUUGGCCCAAUUAGAUUUCCAGAGUUGAAUUAUUCAAAAUGAAACAGUUACAAACUAUUUUCUUUCUUUUGCAUGCUUAUUUCUUAUGGUUUGCUACAAGGGCUCCUCUUCACUGCAUCAAGCAAUUAAAAAACCAGGCAACUCUUGAAAGUUGUGUGUGUUCACGAACUUGGAAACAGAAGUUGCUGAAUGCUUGUUGAACUGUACACUGAAUGUGAGAACUUUCACAGCUCAGUCUAGCCAGGGCCAAUUUAGAAAGCCACUGGGUUACAGGAUCAUUUUUUACCAUCACUUUUUUUUAUAUUGGACCAACAUGCUGAAAAGUGAUCGUGUAACAUACUAAAAUUGUCCAUUUUCGCUGCAGAAUUUAAUGUGCUUAUCAGGUAUUAAUCCUCUAUCAUUGGAAAUUUUACUCUGAACGAAAGUAGUGUAAAAUCGAGUUCAUCACUUUUUUUCAAAGGCCCUGAAAAAUUCUUACAGCACAUAAUGUUUUGAUUAGAAGGGAACGGCUUCAAGUUUCAAGAAAAGAAGAAAAACACAUGAAUUGUGAUCAGAAAUAUAAUUAUUAGCAGAAAAUGAAUAUGAAUAAUGAUUACUGAUUUGGAGUAAUCAAAGAGCAGCACAUUACAUAAAAAUAAGUGCAGUUUAAUAAAAUACACACUCAUUUUUUAUAAGAAACAAUCCCUGACAGUGAGUACCCCAGUUUCUUGAGGUUCACAAGAUUUUAGAACCCAAGACAGAAAUAGAGUUGCAUAUUUUCGUAGAUUUUGGUAUUGGUUGUAAGGGACACAGAAUGGGAGUAAUGUAGGGGAAAUUUAAGGGUUUGUCACAGGGGGAAGUAGAGAAAAAGUGCAUUAUUAAUGUUGUAAUAUCUGCUAAUAUACUUGGGAUAGCUCUCAGCGAUGAGCUGAAAUGCUUGAGACGGUAAGAUCAGGUGAGUAAAUAAUGCUGAAUCUGCAUAUUAAAGAGCCAAAUCAAGACUCUUGGGGGAUUUCAAACAUUUCAAAUAAAGAUAGUUGUCCAUAUUUCUAUGUUUUCAAAGUUCGUGGCAUUCUCUUUAACAUAUUCAAUUCUAUCCCUAGGCAAGUCUACUUUCAUGCAUUUAUCAAAAUUCAAGUGUUUUCGCAUUUUUCAAAAUUCAAUUGUUUUUUAACCUUUUCUCUUCGAGUACCGAAGUUUCGUUAUUUCUUCGGAUUUUGUCACUACAUCUUUGAAAAGUUCCUCCAUUAUCUUUCACUUAAAAAGCUGCCUUAAAACCUUUAGUUUUAUAUUUGAUUUUCUCUGAUAUUUAAUUCCUCUUUUCUUUGAAACCAAAUUUAUACCUUUUUCCUGAAAUCAAAUUGUCGAAAUAAGGCCAAGCAAGGAGAAAUUAUUUACUUAAUUAAGAUUCCCAUAUGAUACACCCUUUUUCUAUGUCAUAGAUGGAUAACAAAACUGAGCCCCUUUCUCAAGGACAAUGAAGAUAAGGGUGCUAACACUUGUGGAACUGCAGGGAUUUGCGCUUUACUGUUCUGAUAGAGCUUGUUCAAUAUUUAAAGCCUUAGAAAUCUUAAUCUAAGUUCUUCAUACACCCUCUUUCCUCUACCCGGUCUCUAAAUUGGAUCAAAUUAGUAGUUAAUUGAUAGAUGGAAACAUUAAAGAACCACUCGCAGUCUUGACAACAUAACAGGCCUAUCGUGACAAAGGACUGCAGUAUGUUAAGUCUCGAUGCGAUAAUUUCAGUACAACGCUGCUUUACACAUAACAAAAAAACUAAAAUGAUAAAGCUAUAACAAGAUAAUCGUGUGUGUUCUGGCAAAGAAACUAAAGCUGGCAUAUAAAAAAGUCGGUGGACACGGUAAGAGUGAGCCCCGUCGUGUUGAAGCCGCAACCUCCAGCAGCUUUACCUCGCAUAUCUUUGCUACGACGACCAAUCCCUCGACACUUCUUGCUCUUCCAAUAACUGGAGUCUUGGCUCAAAUGAAGAAAAGAGAGACUGUAUUCCAUCACGGAUGGCACUCUCUGCCAUGGGUCCGGGGACUUUCCCCAGAGGUGAAUUGAAGGCCAGGCAAAGCCUGCCUCCCGUUCGUUCCUCCGACAGCAAGU